UGCGUAUACGUAUAUGUUGAUAGCAAGAUCGCCAGUGUAUUUCAUUUAAGGGCAGCACAACAGGGCAACGUCUCCGUCAUGCAUUGGUGUCUUGUGCUGUGUAUUCUUCUGUGCCUGUGUGUUGGUGUCUUCUGUGACCAAGGUGCAGCUGUACAAAGUAUUGACUGCAAGGAGACGGCGGAGUCAUUCUUAGCAUCUGGAGCUUGCAGUUCAACCCAAAAUUGCACUUUGCAUUGCCAGGACAGCUGCUACAAUGACAGUUAUGCCGAAGUGUUGGGCACUGUGUUGUACGCGCAGGCCUCAUCCAUCUGUAAGAGUGCCCUGCAUGACUUGCGCAUUUCAUCCUGGAAUGCCAGUGCCAGAACGGCCACCUUCGUGGCCUCUGGACAGCAUGACAGACGUAAAGACUUUUUUGGAUCUGUGCGUUUCAACAUUCCGUCAAAAGACUACUUUCAGGAGUCGACAUAUUUCUAUUUCACCUCGCCUAGGGUCACCGAAGAAAUAUUGGACGUCACCAUGCUCCAUCGUAACUUUAUCUACACAUCUGAUAAGCAACACAAGUCAGGCACGUCGUCGGAGAGUACACCCUCGCAGGAAUGCCACGUGCCUGAUAAUUACUCAGCGUACUUUGAUUACACACUUAAAGAACUCGAACUCAACGCUACUGUGAACCUGUCUCCGUCGCCCAGCAACGGACGCUACACCAUCACCUGGCCGGCGACACUUUUCCCUCAUAUUCGCACCAACAUGUUCUGGUGCAGAAUCCACAAUAGAAUGACGUCAGACAUCGCAUCCCCCGCCAUGUACUUCGCUGCACCAAUUCGUCCAAGGCAUUACACGAUCACCGUAAGCCUAGGAGAUCCACUCAGCAUAGAAGUGGACCCUCAGGGAGGAGGAAAGGUGGAGUGGUGGGUGAGGAACAAUGGCAGCGGGAGCGGUGACCAGCCUAUUGUGAAAAACAGUAGCGACAAUAUAGAUAAGCUAAUCUACGAAAGAGCUGCGUUGCACCACAGCGGAGAAAGGAGCGCGCUCUGA
Messenger RNA from Ornithodoros turicata, 1035 nucleotides. RefSeq lists its product as uncharacterized. The transcript has 9 exons. The record is from RefSeq and is a predicted model, not a curated record. NCBI's taxonomy places the organism in Eukaryota, Metazoa, Arthropoda, Arachnida, Ixodida, Argasidae. Bases 79 to 1035 code for a protein of 318 amino acids.